AUGGAUCGUUGCGAACCUGGAUUUACAGACAACUGCUUUAGCGCUGUUCACAAAGACUUACAGCUAAUCAUUAAUUCAAAUAAUACUUCAUUUAAACGAUAUACAAAUGACUAUCUGGAAAAACUUUGCAAUGCGAUAGACGACGCGCUUAAUUGUACGAGUGAUGUGAUCGAUACGGACUGUAGUGAAGAUGAGGGCAGAGGAAGUCAGUCUGUCUGUCUCUAUGUCUGGGAUGACAAUCCAUUGUCUAUCAGCUCCGGUGUUGGAAUGCAACUCAUUUCGUGGAUUGCAUGCAAACCACUGCCGCCAUUGUCUAUCAGCUCCGGUGUUGGAAUGCAACUCAUUUCGUGGAUUGCAUGCAAACCACUGCCGGUUUAUCCUCUAUUCACCACUUGAUGUCCACUGAAAUCAAUAAAAAUGAAUGCGACAUUUUAUACCAAACGUUUGAAUCCUGUCGAGUAAAUCAAAUGCAAACGACUAAAUACUUGUGUACUCAUCGGCAGACAGUAGAAGCCGUUUCAAUAGUUCAUCACUUG
Messenger RNA from Medioppia subpectinata, 536 nucleotides. The record is from the annotation of a GenBank genome assembly. NCBI's taxonomy places the organism in Eukaryota, Metazoa, Arthropoda, Arachnida, Sarcoptiformes, Oppiidae.